Molecule: messenger RNA, 6719 nt
Organism: Epinephelus lanceolatus (giant grouper)
Lineage: Eukaryota; Metazoa; Chordata; Actinopteri; Perciformes; Serranidae
Gene: hmbox1b
Product: homeobox containing 1 b
Biological process (GO): positive regulation of DNA-templated transcription
Cellular component (GO): nucleus
Molecular function (GO): double-stranded telomeric DNA binding
Source: RefSeq, a predicted model, not a curated record
UGUUAGUUGUCAAUAUGGCUGUUGUCAGACAGACAAAGCAGAGAGGCAAAUAAUUCGCCUCUGAUUAGAAAUCCUUGGAAAGGGGUCGGACAGGGCACUGUAAUCAUAUUGCACUAUUGUUCGGCUGCAGUAAAAGGCACAGCGGGUCUUUGCGCAAGUUCUAAAGUUAAAUGGUUAAGUGGACGAUUUGAACCGAGCAGCAGGAUGUCUGAGUUCAGCGAGGAGCCGCGCUUCACUAUUGAGCAGAUAGAUCUGCUGCAGCGGCUGCGUCGCACCGGCAUGAACAAGCAGGAGAUCCUGCACGCGCUUGAAACUCUGGACCGGCUGGACCGGGAGCAUGGCGACAAGUUUGGCCGCCGCACCUCUUCCUCCUCCUCCUCCUCGUCCUGCUACGGAGUAGGCGGGGCAAACAGCUGCACCAACAACUCUGCCUCUAAUACUACUACAUCAUUCAACAAUAACAGCACUGCCUCGGCAACCACCACCUCUUCCGUGACAUGCAACGGCAACAACAAUGGGGAGGGUGGCUCCGGCGAUCACUCUGCAGCCGCCGCCUCUUCCACGACCUCCAAAAUCUCCACUGCCACGCAGACGCAGUUUGGCAGCGGAGGGGGACUCUCGCCGUCUCCAAGCAACAGCUAUGACACCUCCCCGCCUCCAGGCCCGCCGCCGCCUUCUGCCAUCUUGCCCUCUCCGGUCUCACUGGUGGCUUUGUCACAGAACGGCCGGGAUAGCCUAGCUGCCACGCCCAACGGGAAGCUGUCUCCUCCAAGAUACCCAGUGAACAGUGCGGCUGCAGCGCGAGCAUUUGGGUUUGAAGCUACAGAAGAGGACCUGGACAUUGACGAUAAGGUGGAGGAGCUGAUGAGGAGGGACAGCAGCAUGGUGAAAGAGGAGAUCAAAGCGUUCCUGGGGAACAGGAGGAUCUCUCAGGCAGUGGUGGCACAAGUUACCGGCAUCAGCCAGAGCAGGAUCUCCCAUUGGCUACUGCAGCACGGCUCUGACCUGAGUGAGCAGAAGAAGAGGGCCUUCUACCGCUGGUACACGCUGGAGAAAACUACACCAGGUGCCACUCUAAACAUGCGGCCAGCUCCGUUACCUCUGGAGGAAAUGGAGUGGAGGCAAACCCCGCCCCCCAUCACCACUGCCCCUGGAACCUUCCGGCUGCGUCGAGGAAGUCGCUUCACUUGGAGAAAAGAGUGCCUGGCUGUGAUGGAGAGCUACUUCAACGACAACCAGUACCCAGAUGAGGCCAAACGGGAGGAGAUAGCAAACGCCUGCAAUGCUGUUAUUCAAAAGCCAGGGAAGAAGCUGUCUGAUCUGGAGAGGGUUACCUCCCUGAAAGUUUACAACUGGUUCGCCAACCGUCGCAAAGAGAUCAAGAGACGGGCUAACAUUGAAGCCACAAUCCUGGAGAGUCAUGGGAUAGAUGUCCAGAGUCCAGGGGGACACUCCAACAGUGACGACAUCGAUGGGAACGACUUCUCAGAGCAGGCAUGUGACCUACCCUAUUUUGACAAGAGACCUCUAAGCCGACCUUUUGGCCUUUACCGACUGGAGCCCACCUCACCAACACAGGAUGACAGUGCAGCACACAGCGAGCACCAGGACCCCAUCUCUUUGGCUGUGGAGAUGGCUGCCGUCAACCACACCAUCCUGGCCCUGUCCAGAACUGGAGGGGUCCCCAACGACAUCAAGACGGAGUCCCUGGAGGACGAAUGAACUGCACAGUAAAUGGGAUGGAGGAAGCGGAAGAGAGAAACGACAGAGUCGAGAGGGGAGAGAAACGAGGAGUUAAAAAAAAAAAGAGACCAAAAUAAUGCUACUUAGUAAACCUUCUGAAUCUGUCCGUCAGCCAGCCCCCUGCCAGCUGUUCCUCCUCUCUCGGCUUCCCUCCUCCACUCCCCUCCCCCCACAGAGUCCAUGUAAACAGUAAUUACCCACCACCCCCAUCUCACCCUACCCAAUAUAUUGACACAGCUGGCGGAAAUGGGUCACUAUACAUCCUAUGAAAAUGUUCCACAGAAAGAAGAAAAGGGGGCAAUCAAGGCCUUUAACCCCCAAAACGGUGGCCCUCGUCUGGGAUUUGUGUCUCCCGGGAACUCCCCUCUCCUCCCUGAAUACACUCUCUCCUCACAGGAUACCUCUUCUCUUCCCUCUCCUCUUCCUUACUUCCCCUCUCCUUCCCUCUCCAGCCUGGUUGUCUGAGCCGAUCCUCAGUCUAUCUCACCUCAGCGUCAACCUCAGAAAAAUAACGUGUACUGUAUAUAUAAUAUAUAUAUGGUUCUUAUGGUUCUCAGUCACACUCUACCUACCUACAUAACCCUCAAAAUGCACCCUCUUCAUUGUGCAAUUCACCUGAAGAGCAGCCUCCAGCCUUUGUGCGGGGAAAGAUGGAUGGUGAGAGUUUCCUUCUCGCCCUGUCUGGCACCGAGGCAGUCAGUAAGGAUAAUAUCAGCAGACAGAACUGUCCAGUCACUGUCUCAUAUCUUCUAUAGUUCUUAUUCCUCAGUGGAGUGGCUUUUUGCUUUUUUACAGUAGACCUGCUGUUGGAUGAAAACCUCAAAAAAGACGUAGCCUUAAAUUCAUACAGACAACUCCACUUUUACUUUUUGCAGUAUAUGGCAGGUUUUUUUUCCUGACAACAGGGAACGACCAGGAAUUUUUUAGUAUGCAUAAAAAAAGCCAAACUUAAUGUGAAGGUUUAUGUCCAGCAGCAGCAGUGGUUUUAGUUCUCUCACCUGCAUUUCCCUCUGGUUUUAGCCCACGUGGCGACUGGAUAUACAAUCAUUUUUGCCUUGGUAUUUAGCUUCCCAGUGACACUAUCGUUAAGUACUUGAGGCUAUGAGAAUCAAUUUAGGGUCAAUGUGAUAAUCAAGCAAACUUAAGCUAUCUAAUAAGGGGAAUUGUGCUUUGUUUUAAAUGUCAUCCAUGCCAAAGGAAAAGAUGCUCGGAGCAAAAAGCUAAGAGGCAAAGCUAAGACUGAUCUGAAACUGACGUUCAUCCAAAGCGAUUUCUACUAACUCCUUUGGCGCCCGUAGGUUGUUUGUCCCGCUCAGUGAAGCCUCUUGAGCCAGCGUGCCAUCGCGUGCGGGCUGGACACUACAGCAGGCCUGUGUCGGUAAUGAUAGGUAUUAGCAGCCACACAUAUAAUGAUAAAAUACCCCUAAGCUAUUUACUACUUGUUCUGUGACGCUGCCUCUUUAUAAUAGCCUAAAGAAUGUGCUUUCAGAAGAUUUUUUAAAUAUCAGUGGUAUCAAAUUAGACGAAAUCCACACUGGAAAUGGUUUAGAAUAUCAGAACUUCUAACUGAGGUGAUCUCUGUUUUAAUUUCAUCUAUGUAGUCUCAAAGAUUAAAGCACCACUUUGAAGGGAAUCAAAGACAUUUUAAGUGGUGAUAUUGGAAAUAAUUUUCCACUUUUUUGCCUGCGGUGGAACUUCUCCAAAACCAUCUUUGAGCGGAGAUAGUGGUAAUGUCAGAAGCAGAGACAAAGUCUUGCUGUGUUCCUUAAAGGUUCCUUGGGCCUUACUAAUUGCCGAGUAUUAAUGCCUUUUCAGUCUAUAACUGAUAUCUGAGGAAGUUACAUGAAAGGUUUGAUGACUGUACGCUUAACAUGAGGCUAGAGCCAGGAGAUGGUUAGCUUAGCUUAGCUUAGCUUAGCAUUAAGGCUAGAUACAGCGAGCCCAGCUCUGUCCAAAGAUUAGAAGUCUGCCCACUAGCACCUCUAAAGCUCAGUAAUUAAUCCUUUAUAUUUUGUCUUGUUAAAGCCAUACUAAAAACUAAGUUCGAAAAAGACAAGUUGUUAUUUUACAGAUGGUUAUGUGCUGAUUUUUUUUGGCCAGGCUCAGUGACUUCCUGUGCCCUUCUUUUAUAUAUGAGAUAUAAUGUGUUAAUUAGUGAGCUUUUAAGGGGCUUAUAGAAAUAUAUUUUCACUUUUGGACAGAGUCAGGCUUGCUGUUUUCUCUUCCAGCCUCUAUGCUAAGCUAUGCUAACUGUCUCCUUCUUUUAGCAUCAUACUUAGCAUAGAGACAUGAGAGUGGUAUCGAUCCCAUCUAACUGUUGGCAAGAGAGAAAGCAAAUAUAUUUCUUGAAAUGUCAAACUCUUGCUCUCAAGGAACUCUUGCCUCAGGCCUCAUUUCCACUGUACAGUAUGGCUUGACUCAGUCAGAACUUUUCUUUUGUGUUGUGGAUAGUACCUGAUACAUUUUUAAAAACACCUCGGUCAAGGUUUCAAGCGAGCUAAGCCGAUAAUAAAAGGUAGAGUUAAAACUAGGGCUGGAUAUCUAUUUGAAUAUUAAACACAAUUUUGGCUUCCCACAAUUAAAUGAACAUGAUCCACUGUGAUAUUGACGUUUAAAAUGCUUUGCUCAUAGAAAACUCCACUGCAUAUUUAAAUUAAGUGCUUCCUAAACUAACAGCCAGCCUCCACUUCUCAAGAGCUGUCAUGCUGCUACUUGUGCAACCUGCAACAGCAGCUUGUGAAAAACAUUCCUGAAUGUUGCGACCGCAGAUGGGCAAAACAAAAAUCAUGCGUCAUCAUCCGUUCUUUGGAAGUAUAUUGGAUUAAGGAGAAAACAAAUCACAUGCAAACAGUGCAUGAGACUUGUGUCUGCGCCUCAAAGCAACAACUUGUUAAACUGCUUGAAAAACACCACAAUCUGCAUUAAGAUGAAUGCAUCAAGGCUGGGAAGAAUAACAUCACUAAUGUUGCCAUUAUCCCUGUCCUCCUUGGCCAGUGUCAACUUAGACAUCCAUGACAGCGACACUGCAGCACGUCAUGGUAUCAUGACCACUGUAUAAAAAAAACAAACAGAACAAAACAGCAGCAGAUAUGUAUUGAAAGCAGGUACACUGAAUUCAGAUGAAGAACCUUAUUUUAAGUCUUACUUUGAUGCAAUAAUAGCAGGAAUGUAGCACAACAUGGAAGUAAAAGCAGUGCUUUGUUGAUUUAAAUGUGAAAGCGUAAUAACAAUAUUUUGUCCCCAAAAACAUUUAGGGCUGCACGAUAAUAUUGGCACGUCUUCGUUAUAGGCCAAUAUCAGCUAUAAAAUGAACUAUCAGAAUUAGCCAACAUGCUUUUUCUUAUUUAGCACAAUAGAUGAAUAUUACAUACAUUGAAAAGCAUUGUAUUUUAUGACUCCAUCUGCUGGUGGGUCAUCAUGAUGAGAGUAUGCAUGCAUAAUGUGGCGUUAAUUACGCUACAGAAGAGACUUAAUGAUCACUAAAAUUGAAGUUGGGAAAAAAUAGUGGAUAUGAUACCAUGAUAUUGGUAUUGGUUAUCUGCACAUUGAAUAUCAGCAAAAAGUCCAGUAUUGUGCAUCCCUAAAAAUGAUUAAUGAAUAAUUAAUGUUCAUUAGAAAUAACAAUCUCAAUAUUGAUGAAAAUCAGGAUUAUCAUUUUGGCCAUAAUCGUGCAGCUCUAGUUUAAACUAGAGCUGCAAGAUAGUCAAGCUAGCUUCAAAAGCAACCACUUUUUUUUUUUUUUUUAUUCCCUUGACCCAGAUUUUUAAAAAUGGCAGCCCACUAAACCACACUGUGGUCAGUUUAAGAACGUUCUGCUGUUCGGUUGCUGACGAAAGGAUGGCACUACAAUGUCGUCACAGCAGUUUGAUGAGGUGUGUGAUCAACUGAGAAUCCCGCCUACUAUCUGCAGUGGAAAACAAAAGGAGAAAGGUACUGAUAUUAAAAGUGAGCUGAGUAGAGUUGAGUUGAACCAUUCAGUGUAAAUGAGGCAGUAGUGAUGGUUUUGGAGAACUGUGGAAAUAUUCUUCAAAGCAGGAUUAAACAACGUAGUUAAUCAGAAAUCACUAUAAUUCUUCAUGUUUUAAAAAAUUAAAUAUGGCAAUGAAUGAUGUUUGAAAUCAUCUGUAAUCUGGAUCCUGCUUGUAGAAUAGCUCCCAGCCUCGGGCUCUAAUCUAGUAAAGCUCUAUUUAAAUCUAUCGCCUGUGUGUGUGUACGAAGCUGCGAACACAGUGACUCAGUACUGGGAACUGUGUUUGAAAAAGAAAGGGUUGAAAGAUAAAAACAAUAUGUAUUUAUACUCAUUUUUUAUGGUAAUGUACAAAAAAGAAUGACAGAUGUUUUGAAAUGAAACAUGCUUUUAUUGUUAAAUUAAUCAUGCUUUUUAAUUUCUCCUCACUUGCUUUUCUAUUAUCAUUUAAAUUGUUUUUCUUUUGUGUCAUCCCUUAUUUGACUGAACAACAGUCUCCCCGUUUGUGUCUGAGGUAGUAAGCUAUUUUGUGAAAGAUGAAAAACGAUGCACCUUAUUUAAAAUAAGAAUCGCUGUUAAAGUGUAACCUUCCCUCCCCUGAGCCUUCCUUUGAAAUGGCAAACGUCCAAUAUACUGAUACGGGGCCGGUGCGGGAAAACAUUUCAGCACAGCUGCUUCACACACACACCAUAUCAUAUUAAAUCAGAGCCCCAGUAUGUGCUGUUAUCUCCACACCAAGAACGCCACACCAAACUCCAUCGUGAGAUUUUAGUUUCUUAAUAGUGAUAUUCUUGCAAAAUGCAUAACUCAUACAAUAUGGCUUUGAGAAAUGGUAACAUUUAUAAAGACAAUAGAUACUUUACUAAGGUUAGUAUGAAAAUAAAGUGCUGAUGUUAUUCAAAACACAAUAAAAUUCAGUCCCUCCAGAAUUUCAAUUCUGUUUUUGGGAUUGUUGCAGCCCUCAAUGUCUGAUUUCACUGCAGCUUUUCCAAAAAAAAAAAAAAAAAAA